Molecule: messenger RNA, 657 nt
Organism: Cucumis melo (muskmelon)
Lineage: Eukaryota; Viridiplantae; Streptophyta; Magnoliopsida; Cucurbitales; Cucurbitaceae
Product: cyanidin 3-O-galactoside 2''-O-xylosyltransferase FGGT1-like
Exons: 2
Coding region: 1-657 (218 amino acids)
Source: RefSeq, a predicted model, not a curated record
AUGGAAGAAUCUCCUUCAAGCCUGCACGUAGCAAUGUACCCUUGGUUUGCUUUUGGCCGCAUGAUUCCGUUUCUCCAAAUUGCCAACAAAUUAGCCAAUAAAGGCCACAGAAUCUCCUUCUUCAUUCCGUCAAAAACUCAACCCAAAUUGCAACAUUUCAAUCACUUUCCAAAUCUCAUUACCUUUGUCCCCAUCACUGUUCCUCAUGUUGAUGGUCUCCCUCCUGGAGCUCAAACUACUGCUGAUAUUUCUCACCCUUCGCAACUAUCUCUCAUCAUGACAUCUAUGGAUCGCACCGAACCUGAAAUCGCUUCUUGUCUUCAAGACAUAAAACCCAACGUCAUCUUCUUUGAUUUUGCGCAUUGGGUGAUAAAACUAGCAAAUCAAAUGGGCAUCACAUCAAUUUAUUAUAAUGUCAUUUCUGCUGUCACAACUGGUUAUGUUCUGGGCAAAAUACGGGAAUUGUCUGGACAUGAUACUUUAACUCAAGACGAUUUUAUGCAGCCACCUCCUGGUUUCCCAAGUUCCUCAAUCAAGCUUCAUGCUCAUGAGGCUCAAAAUUUUGCAUCCCUUAGCCAUUUGAGACUUGGCAAUGUGGUUCUUCACCAUGAUAAUGGAGACCCAGUUGCUCUUGGUUGUGGUAUUUGCUUUAUUUGA